AUGCGCAACUUGUACUGGAAUGACGACGCCUUCAAGAGCACCACCGAGUUUACUCACAUCAAGUGCCAUUACACAAAGUCACACAAGCAGAUCAACCCUUUCUCGAUCACACCAGUCGGCCCAGUGCCCGAUAUCCUGCCUCUCGAUCAGGAUGUCCCCGCCGCUGCUGCUGGCAUCCGUACGACGAGCAAGUAG
Aureobasidium uvarum is the source of this 195-nucleotide messenger RNA. Lineage: Eukaryota; Fungi; Ascomycota; Dothideomycetes; Dothideales; Saccotheciaceae. The record is from the annotation of a GenBank genome assembly.